CAUCGGCGCCAUUUAAAGCGGAGAGUUUCCCGGGCGGACGCGCUUCUUCUGCUCGGCCAUUCCGCCCUCCCUUCUUCGCUGACAGAAGGCGCCUAGUGGGGUGACUGCUCUUUCUCUCCCUAUCCCCCUCCUCCCAGUUCUUUCGGUCUUCUCUUCUCCGGGCCAGAGAAGUAGCGGAGCACGGGCCCCGCUGUGAGCGGCCCUCCCCUCCCCACAGUUCCCUCCCUCCUCUGCCGCCGGCGCCGGCCAGAGAGGGGAAGAGGUUCGCCAGGCCCGGGGCGGGCGGGGAGGCCUCGGGGACGGGGGGGGCCGCUCCUCAGGCUUCGAGGUUUCGAGGCUCCGGGCCUCGGCUUCUGGCGAUGGGUGCCCUGUGAGACUGGUCCCCUCUCCGGGGCGCGUGCUGCCUGAGGCGGCGGCCGAGCGACCGGGAGCCCGGGCCGCGGCCCUCCUUCCCCUGCGCGGCCCCUCCCACCCCUGUGCCCCGGGCUGCCACCGCCCGGCGUCGGGGCUCGUCCCUCGCGCGCUCUGCCUCCGCCCUCAGGGCCUAUCCCGCCGUGCUCGGCGGGCGGCGGGCGGCGGCGGCGGCGGCCGCGGCGGGAGCUUCGGCGUCUUCGCUUUCGUCGCAUCCGCUCGCCCGGGAGCCAGCCCCGCGCCCUGCCCCUCAUGACUGCGGCGCUUGUGCUGCCACAGCCCUACCGGCCACCGCUCGCUGCAGGAUGGAUGCGGACUGUGCGGCGCUAACCCCCGUGGCUCCGCUCCUGCCUCGCCCGCCCCGUGAGCCGCAGCAGCCCCGGUGCCAGCCGCAGCCGCCGCAGCCGGACCCCGAGUCCCGCGUCGCCCUCGGGGCGUCUCGUCAGUGCUGAGCGGGAGUCAUCCGGUGGCUGCGAGCCCGCCGCCGUAGGAGCGCUACCCGGCCCUUCUUGGUGGCUCUCCCGGGCCUCCCCGUCCCCCUUUGAUUCACGAAUCCGAGCCCGCACUCGUCACUCCAGCGAACCAACCAUGUCUGACGGCGCCGCCGAGAAGCCGAGCGGCACUCCGGGCUUCCUGUCGCCUCCGGCGCCAGUCCCCAAGAAUGGCUCAAGCUCCGAUUCUUCCGUGGGCGAGAAGCUGGGGGCCGCGGUCGCCGACUCUGGCGUCGGCCGAACCGAGGAAUACCGGCGCCGCCGGCACACUAUGGACAAGGACAGCCGUGGGGCGGCCGCCACCUCCACCCCCACGGAGCACCGCUUCUUCCGCCGGAGCGUCAUCUGCGACUCCAAUGCCACCGCGUUGGAGCUGCCGGGCCUGCCCCUUUCGGCCCCCCAACCGAGUAGUGUGCCCGCAGCGGUGCCCCAGAGUGCUCCGCCCGAGCCCCACCGAGAGGAAACUUUGACCGCCACCGUUGCUUCCCAGGUGUCUCAGCAGCCCGCAGCUGCUGCCUCCCCUGGGGAACAAGCCGUUGUAGGCUCGGCCACCACCACCACCGCCACCACCACGACCGUCCCCAGCGGUAUCAGCAAAGACCGCCCGGUGUCCCAGCCCAGCCUCGUGGGGAGCAAAGAGGAGCCACCGCCGCCCAGAGGUGGCAGCGGCAGCGGCGGCGGCAGCGCUAAAGAGCUGCAGGAGGACCGGCAGCUACAGGAUGAUAUCGAAGAGCUGGAGACCAAGGCCGUGGGAAUGUCCAACGACGGUCGCUUUCUCAAAUUUGACAUCGAAAUCGGCAGAGGGUCCUUUAAGACGGUCUACAAAGGUCUGGACACCGAAACCACUGUGGAAGUCGCCUGGUGUGAAUUGCAGGAUCGAAAGUUAACAAAGUCCGAAAGGCAGAGAUUCAAAGAAGAGGCAGAAAUGUUAAAAGGUCUUCAACAUCCCAACAUUGUUCGCUUCUAUGACUCUUGGGAAUCCACAGUAAAAGGGAAAAAAUGCAUUGUUUUAGUGACUGAACUAAUGACAUCUGGAACACUUAAAACGUACUUAAAAAGGUUUAAAGUGAUGAAAAUCAAAGUUCUGAGAAGCUGGUGUCGGCAAAUCCUUAAAGGACUUCAGUUUCUCCACACACGAACUCCACCAAUUAUUCACCGGGACCUUAAAUGUGACAACAUCUUUAUCACUGGCCCUACAGGCUCAGUCAAGAUUGGAGACCUUGGUCUGGCAACUCUAAAGCGGGCUUCUUUUGCCAAGAGUGUGAUAGGUACUCCAGAGUUCAUGGCUCCUGAGAUGUAUGAGGAGAAAUAUGACGAAUCCGUUGAUGUUUAUGCUUUUGGGAUGUGCAUGCUUGAGAUGGCUACAUCUGAAUAUCCAUACUCAGAGUGCCAAAAUGCUGCGCAGAUCUACCGUCGAGUAACCAGUGGAGUGAAGCCAGCGAGUUUUGACAAAGUAGCAAUUCCUGAAGUAAAGGAAAUUAUUGAAGGAUGUAUCAGACAAAACAAAGAUGAAAGAUAUUCCAUCAAAGACCUUUUGAACCAUGCCUUUUUCCAGGAGGAAACAGGGGUACGGGUAGAAUUAGCAGAAGAAGAUGAUGGAGAAAAGAUAGCUAUUAAAUUAUGGCUGCGUAUUGAAGAUAUUAAGAAACUAAAGGGAAAAUACAAAGACAAUGAAGCUAUUGAGUUUUCCUUUGACUUGGAGAGGGACGUACCAGAAGAUGUUGCUCAAGAAAUGGUUGAGUCUGGGUAUGUCUGUGAAGGUGAUCACAAGACCAUGGCUAAAGCUAUCAAAGACAGAGUGUCAUUAAUUAAGAGAAAACGAGAGCAGCGCCAGUUGGUGCGAGAGGAGCAAGAAAAAAGAAAACAGGAAGAGAGUAGUCUCAGACAGCCGACUGAACAACCAAGUGUUUCCCAAGCAGGAAUUCAGCAGCUCUCUUCUGCUAACGCUGGCAUACCUACUGCUCCCACCACUUCUGCUUCAGUUUCUACACAAGUAGAACCCGAAGAACCUGAGGCAGAUCAACAUCAGCAACUACAGUAUCAGCAGCCUAGUAUAUCUGUGUUAUCUGAUGGAACAGUUGACAGCGGUCAAGGAUCAUCUGUCUUCACAGAAUCUCGAGUGAGCAGCCAACAGACAGUUUCCUAUGGCUCCCAACAUGAACAGGCACAUUCUACUGGCACAGCACCAGGGAAUACAACUUCUAGUUUCCAAGCACAGUCUCAGCCUCAUGGGGUGUAUCCACCCUCAAGUAUGGCACAGGGGCAAAGCCAGGGCCAGCCAUCGAGUAACUUAGCAGGGGUUCUACCUACACAACCUGUCCAACAUCCUCAGCAGGGAAUACAGCCCUCUGCUCCUCCUCAACAGGCAGUACAGUAUUCACUUCCACAGGCAGCAUCUUCCAGUGAAGGCACUACUGCACAGCCUCAAGCUCCACAAGUUUUGCCUCAAGUGUCAGCUGGAACACAGCUUCCAGUUUCCCAGACAGUACCAACUAUCCAAGGCGAACCUCACAUCCCAGUUUCUGCACAACCCUCAGUUGUUCCAGUCCACUCUGGUGCUCAUUUCCUUCCUGUGGGACAGCCACUUCCUACUUCCUUACUCCCACAGUACCCUGUCUCUCAAGUUCCCAUAUCAACUCCUCAUGUGUCUACAGCACAGACAGGUUUCUCAUCCAUUCCUAUAACAAUGGCUGCUGGCAUUAAUCAGCCUCUGCUCACCCUGGCUUCAUCUGCUACAGCAUCUUCAAUCCCAGGGGGAUCAACUGUAGUUCCUAAUCAGCUUCCAACCCUUCUGCAGCCUGUGAAUCAGCUGCAGAAUCAGGUUCACCCACAGCUCCUACAGCCAACAGUUCAGUCCAUGGGAAUACCAGCUAACCUUGGACAAGCUGCUGAGGGUCCACUUCCCUCUGGAGAUGUUCUGUACCAGGGCUUCCCAUCUCGACUGCCAUCACAGUACCCAGGAGAUUCAAAUAUUGUUCCCUCUUCCAACGUGGCUUCUGUUUGCAUCCAUUCUACAGUCCUAGCCCCUCCUCCUAUGCCCACAGAAGCAUUGGCCACCCAAGGUUACUUUCCUACAGUAGUGCAGCCUUAUGUGGAAUCAAAUCUUUUGGUUCCUAUGGGCAGUGUAGGAGGACAGGUUCAAGUGUCCCAACCAUCAGUGAGUUUAACGCAACAACCCCCCACUACAUCCUCCCAGCAAGCAGUUCUGGAGAGUACUCAGGGAGUCUCUCAGACUGCUCCUCCAGAACCAACUCCAAUAACACAGUCACAGCCUGCCCAGCCUGUCACAUUGGUUUCAUCUGUAGACAGUGCACAUUCAGAUGUUGCUUCAGGAAUGAGUGAUGGUAACGAGAAUGCUCCAUCAUCCAGUGGGAGGCAUGAAGGGAGAACAACAAAACGUCAUUAUCGAAAAUCUGUAAGAAGUCGCUCUCGUCAUGAAAAGACUUCCCGCCCAAAACUGAGGAUUUUAAAUGUUUCAAAUAAAGGAGAUCGAGUAGUAGAAUGUCAAUUAGAAACUCAUAAUCGGAAAAUGGUUACAUUCAAAUUUGACCUAGAUGGUGACAACCCUGAAGAGAUAGCAACAAUUAUGGUGAACAAUGACUUUAUUCUAGCUAUAGAGAGAGAGUCUUUUGUGGCUCAAGUGCGGGAAAUUAUUGAAAAAGCUGAUGAAAUGCUAAGUGAGGAUGUCAGUGUGGAGCCUGAGGGUGAUCAGGGAUUGGAGAGUCUGCAAGGAAAGGAUGAAUAUGGCUUUUCCGGUUCUCAGAAAUUAGGAGAGUUCAAGCAACCAAUUGCUGUAUCCAUGCCACAGCAAAUUGGUGUUCCUACCAGUUCUUUAACACAAGUUGUUCAUUCUGCUGGAAGACGGUUUAUAGUGAGUCCUGUGCCAGAAAGUAGGUUACGAGAAUCACAAGUUUUCACCAGUGAAACAUCAGAUACAGUUGCUGCCUCGACAUCUCAGGGUCCUGGAAUGAACUUAUCUCACUCUGCUUCAUCCCUUAGUCUCCAGCAGGCUUUUUCUCAACUCAAACAUGUCCAGAUGACUGAAGGACCCAAUACAGCACCUCCAAAUUUCAAUCACACAGGACCAACAUUUUCUCCUUUCUUGGCUGGUCCAACUAUAGCAGCAUCUUCACCAUCAGUAUCAGUCCCUAUAACAAGCAGUCCUCUUAAUGACAUUUCCACAUCAGUAAUGCAGUCUGAGGCUACAUUGCCCACUGAAAAAGGCAUUGCUGGAGUUACCACCAGCACAGGUGUGAUAACUUCAAGUGGUCUUACCACAUUAUCUGUGUCUGAAUCACCAACACUUGCCAGUGUGAUUUCUAGUUCGACAAUACCUGCAAUUGUCGCAGUGUCUACAACAUCCCAGCCAGGUCAGGCUCCCACGUCUGGGAGCAUUGUUUCUAGUACAGGCAGUUUUCCUUCUGGAACAUUUUCCACAACUUCAGCUACUACAGUGGGUAGUGUGGCUGCCCCAAAUGCUAAGCCUCCAGCUGUGUUGUUGCAACAGAUAGCAGGCAGUACUGCUGGGGUAGCCAUAGUGACAUCAGUCUCUACCAGCACUCCAUUCCUAGACACAGCCUCACAACCAUCCCUUCCUCUUAGUAGCAGCACCUCUGCUCCCACUUUAGCUGAAACAGUGGUGGUCAGUGCACACUCACUAGACAAGACAUCUCACAGUAGUACAACAGGAUUAGCUGUAUCCUUUUGUGCACCAUCCUCCUCUUCUUCCUCUGGAACAGCAGUGUCUAGUUCUGUUUCUCAGCCUGGUAUAGUGCAUCCUUUGCUCAUCUCAUCUGCUGUAGCCUCUACACCUGUCCUUCCCCAGCCAGCUGGACUCACUUCUACACCUUUAUUACCCCAAGUACCUAGUAUGCCACCCUUGGUACAACCUGUUGCUAAUGUGCCUGCUGUACAGCAAACACUCAUUCAUAGUCAGCCUCAACCAGCUUUGCUUCCCAACCAGCCUCACACUCACUGUCUAGAAAUGGAUGCUGAUACCCAAUCCAAAGCUCCUGGGAUCGAUGACAUAAAAACUCUGGAGGAAAAACUGAGGUCUCUCUUUAGUGAACACAGCUCAUCUGGAGCUCAGCAUACUUCUGUCUCACUAGAGACACCUCUAGUAGUAGAGACCACUGUCACACCAGGCAUUCCCACCACUGCUAUAGCACCAAGCAAACUCAUGACUUCCACUACAAGUACUUGCUUGCCACCAACCAAUUUACCAAUAGGAGCAACUGGCUUGCCAGUUAUGCCAGUGGGAACACCUGGGCAAGUUUCUACUCCAGGCACACAUGCUUCAGCCCCAACACUCAGCACUGCAACAGGAGCAAAAUCCGGAACAACUCCCCCAAAGCCAUCUUUAGCUAAGACUGUGAUGCCUCCAGUGGGUACUGAACUUCCAUCUGGUACUCUACCCUGUGAGCAGCUGACACUUUUUCCUGGACCUUCUCUAACUCAGUCCCAGCAACCCCUAGAAGAUCUUGAUGCUCAAUUGAGAAGAACACUUAGUCCAGAAACUAUUACAGUGACAUCUACAGUUGGUCCUGUGUCCAUGAUGGCUUCAACAGCAGUUACAGAAGCAGCAAGAUCACAGCUUCAAAAAGAUGGCACUGAAGGCCAUGUCCUAGCAACUAGUUCAGGAGCUGGUGUUGUUAAGAUGGGGCGAUUUCAGGUUUCAGUUACAAUGGAUGAUGCUCAGAAAGAGCGUAAAAAUAGGUCAGAAGAUACAAAGUCGGUUCAUUUUGAAUCUAGCACAUCAGAGUCAUCAGUUCUUUCAAGUAGUAGUCCAGAGAGUACCCUGGUAAAGCCAGAGCCUAAUGGAAUAACUACCCCUGACAUCUCCUUAGAUGUGCCAGACAGCAGCCACAAAACAUCUACCCCAGAAGCAAAGUCAGAAACUGGCCAGCCUACCAAGGUUGGACGUUUUCAGGUGACAACUACCGCAAACAAAGUGGGUCGUUUCUCUGUUUCAAGAACUGAGGACAAGGUCACAGAGCUCAAAAAAGAGGGACCAGUGACCUCUCCUCCUCUCAGAGAUUCAGAACAAACUGUUAGUCCUGCUGUGAUACCAAAGAAGGAGAAGCCUGAGCUGACAGAGCCUUCCCAUCUGAAUGGGCCCUCUUCUGACCUGGAGGCUGCCUUUCUCAGUAGGGGUGCAGAGGAUGGCUCAGGUAGUCCGCACUCUCCCCCUCACUUGUGUUCAAAGAGCCUUCCCAUCCAGAAUCUAAGUCAGAGCCUUAGUAAUUCAUUCAACUCCUCUUACAUGAGUAGUGACAAUGAGUCAGACAUUGAAGAUGAAGACUUAAGGUUAGAACUUCGACGACUAAGAGAAAAACAUCUUAAAGAGAUUCAGGACCUGCAGAGUCGCCAGAAACAUGAAAUUGAAUCUUUGUAUACCAAACUGGGCAAGGUUCCCCCUGCUGUCAUUAUUCCCCCAGCUGCUCCUUUGUCAGGGAGAAGGCGGAGACCUACUAAAAGCAAAGGCAGUAAAUCUAGUCGAAGCAGCUCAUUGGGAAAUAAAAGCCCACAGCUUUCAGCAGGUAACCUGUCUGGUCAGAGUGGAACUUCAGUCUUACACCCCCAGCAGACCCUCCACCCCCCAGGCAACACCCCAGAGACUGGGCACAACCAGCUGUUACAGCCUCUUAAACCAUCUCCUUCCAGUGACAACCUCUAUUCAGCCUUUACCAGUGAUGGUGCCAUUUCAGUACCAAGCCUUUCUGCUCCAGGUCAAGGCUGUGCGAAGUUUAACUGUGCAUCUGAGCAGGUGACAUUCAAACCUGGUGGCAGGAGGACCCGAUUUCUGAGUACGCCCUGCUUGGCUCUUUGGAAGAUGGUGAAAAAAGUCUGUCCUUGCAACCAGCUCUGUAUGUGCCCUCCAGCUGAACCGAAAUCAGGGACCAGCAGCACAAAUACCGUUGGGGGAACAGUGAGUAGCCAGGCUGCCCAGGCUCAGCCACCUGCCAUGACUUCCAGUAGGAAGGGCACAUUCACAGAUGACCUGCACAAGUUGGUAGACAACUGGGCCCGGGACGCCAUGAAUCUUUCAGGCAGGAGAGGCAGCAAAGGACACAUGAAUUACGAGGGCCCUGGAAUGGCAAGGAAGUUCUCUGCUCCUGGGCAGCUGUGCAUUUCCAUGACCUCAAACCUGGGUGGCUCAGCCCCCAUCUCUGCAGCAUCUGCUACCUCUUUAGGUCACUUCACCAAGUCGAUGUGUCCCCCACAGCAGUAUGGUUUUCCAGCUGCUCCAUUUGGCACGCAGUGGAGUGGAACAGGUGGCCCAGCACCACAGCCACUUGGCCAGUUUCAGCCUGUAGGAACUGCUUCCUUGCAGAAUUUCAACAUCAGCAAUUUGCAGAAGUCCAUCAGUAAUCCCCCAGGUUCCAACCUACGGACCACUUAGUCAGAAGUGAAGAUGUUAACUGAAUAGAUUUGGGGGCACAAAAUGGAAUGCUGGGGGCUGGGGAAGUAGCCUAUAUACUAACUACUAGUGCUGCAUUUAACUGGUUAUUUCUUGCCAGAAGGGAAUGUUUUUAAUACCAUUUUUGAACCCUUAGAAUGGAGAACCACCCUCCCUCUCCAUUUGUAGGAGUUCAAAAAGAUGAAAAGAGCAGUUUUCUGGUAGAGGGGCUGCCCGAGACUGCUUUCCUGUUCUGUACCCACCAGUCAGGCCUAGGGCUAGAAGAGAGCCUUGUUACCAGAGUUCCCCAAGAGCUCAGUGUAAGCUAAACCCCUAUGUAUCUGUCAGUGGAUAGAGCGCUUAAUUUUACAUUUGCCCCAAAUCCCUAAUUCCUUCCUCCCACAAGAAUGCACACCUUAAGAUAAAAAGGUUCUCUCCCACUCUGAUCCCUACCCCCACUUUCUUUUUAACCUUUACAACCUAGUGAAAAAUACCAGGGGACUGGGGUUGCAACCCUUUCUUAUAUAGGUCAUUAAUGCUUUAAGCAAGGUAUCAGCAGCUUUGACUGCAGCAUUAGCAACUAGGGAAACAAUGAUGUUCCCUGAGGACAUGUAACUUUGCCAUCAGUUUUGAUGUGGAAACACUGUGAUAUAUAAAUGUUGUUGGACAACAUUAGUUUUAAGAGUAAAAUUUGAAAAGUUUAAAAGGUUCACACACACAAAAAAAAGCUAGCUCUGUCCUUUACUUAUUAAGACACUUUAAACUUUUUCCUUUGUAUUUCCAUUGUAUUAGAUAAAUAAAUGUGAAUGUAAAAUUGUAUAAAUUACUGUACUUGAAUACUUCUGUUCUCCCAGUAUUGCUUGCUGGAUAUUUUAGUGCCUUGGACUUCUAUUGCUUCUGCUGUUAGCAUCAACUUACCAGACCCCAGGUCACCAAAGGGUAUGUGGAAAGAAAUAGGUCCAUAUAACCCCAGCAGUGGAUAUGCCAAAGGGAAAAUGAAAGUGGGUUUUUUGUUGUUGUUUUUGUUUUGUUCUGUUUUUUUUUUUCAAUCGUUCAACAGUUUUGCCUAGAGCAGGUGUGAGAUGAGCAGUGAGAAGUUGGCAUCAGAGGUUGAAAACAAAGUUCUGUUUCAGAAAGAGUGAGGGGGGGUUGUGAGCUGUGUGAAAGACAAGGACUGGAGAUGUGGGGACAAGCUUGCUUGAAGUGAUGCCCAGCCAGUGAACAAGCAAGACCUAAAAGAAAUUCAACAAAAUGAGAUGGGAGUGGGCUAGAUUCUAAGUUGGAAAGGAUGACAGUGCCAAGUCACAGAUGGAAAAGGUUGCUCUACGGAAACCUGCUUAGUUGCCCCCACAUUUUGUACAUGUACCACACAUUUCUCCACUUGAAGUACUGUAUUGUAGAAAACAGACCCACUUCUGACUUUCUAGGCAUUGUAGGAAAAUGCUUAUUUCCUUUCCUACCCCUUCUACAAUGUCCAAAUGGUUGCACAGUCAGAAUCUAUGUGCCACCUGUACUUCUAUAUUAGAACUAAUACUCUUAACAUUUUCAUACCCAUAUCCCCACAUAACUGCAACCAACCAGUAUUAUCUAGUGCUAUGCCUAGUUGUUAAAACAGGCAGUUUUCUGUCAAUACUGACCUAAUUGGCUGUUUGGAAUCUGAAUAAUCUGAGAAAGUGGAGAGAGAGAAGUAGAAGUCCUCAUUUCUUGGGUGCUUCCCUCCUUGACCUUGUGUUGGGAACUGUCCCAUUUCCAACCUCAUGACACAUCCCAGGAGUUAUGCACUAGACCAAACAGAGCCUGGCUACCUGCACCCUUUGAAGAGUCUGUUGUCUUUAAGUUGGUCUAGGCCAAAAGAUACAUGUGAGAGCUGAAAGUUUUAGGAGAGGGAAGUGGAAAGAGCAUUGUUUCAGGUCCUGCUACCAAAAUGUUGGCUCAUUUAUUCCUUUUUGAAGAGGGUAAAAGGUGCUACGGAAAUGAAACGGGUUGGAGGAUGGAUGAGAAUACUUUGUACCAGUGGCAGAGGGUGUCAGAUGCAGCAUGUGUUGUUGGUUUUGGUUUUAGUCAUUUUGAGGUCUUUACCCCCAUUCACAAGUUUAUUUACUGUUGAUUUUUUUUCCCUCCUGUGGAUGAAAUAACUGAAGCCUAGAGGAACGAGCUAGUGCUACUGAACUGUUUAAAUUAUUUUUUGUGUUAAUACACUUUGAAUAUCUUUUUCCACAUUUAAAGAGAACUUUCCGAAUUAUAAAUGUUUUCCUUACAUUAUUUAACAAUGUACACUGUUUAAAACUGAAUUCAAACCUUGGGUGUCUCCACAGCCGUUAACUGUACAUUUUGCACUAACUCCGGGUGUUGCGCUUCUUGUAAGAUUGCGCUCUGUGCUUCAGUUUGUUACCUUUGUAGACUUAUUUAAUGAAACCAUUCAAAUAAACCAAACUUGCUUUUGUUGA
This is a messenger RNA of Mesocricetus auratus (golden hamster), 10748 nucleotides long. RefSeq names its product WNK lysine deficient protein kinase 1 (gene Wnk1). Gene Ontology annotation, molecular function: ATP binding; chloride channel inhibitor activity; potassium channel inhibitor activity. Gene Ontology annotation, cellular component: cytosol; cytoplasm. Bases 1000 to 8304 code for a protein of 2434 amino acids. The record is from RefSeq and is a predicted model, not a curated record. The transcript has 31 exons. NCBI's taxonomy places the organism in Eukaryota, Metazoa, Chordata, Mammalia, Rodentia, Cricetidae. Gene Ontology annotation, biological process: positive regulation of potassium ion import across plasma membrane; positive regulation of sodium ion transmembrane transporter activity; intracellular signal transduction.